Messenger RNA from Myiozetetes cayanensis, 3415 nucleotides. Its product is annotated as membrane progestin receptor alpha-like. Gene Ontology annotation, cellular component: plasma membrane; spindle pole; centrosome. The coding region runs from base 1404 to 2444 and encodes 346 amino acids. Gene Ontology annotation, molecular function: nuclear steroid receptor activity; steroid binding. The record is from RefSeq and is a predicted model, not a curated record. Gene Ontology annotation, biological process: spindle organization; response to steroid hormone. Lineage: Eukaryota; Metazoa; Chordata; Aves; Passeriformes; Tyrannidae. The transcript has 4 exons.
UCCUUGCUCCCCAGAGCACAGCAUUGUCCUAGCUGGACAAUCAGAGCUUUGUUUUGACACCUCAGCAGUUGUCAGCUGUCGGGUGUUUUUGUUCAGAGGGUUCAGAGCCACCUCCCGGGGGCUGUGACGCCCCAACAAACGGCCCUUGUUACCACAUGACUGGCCUGAGCCUGGUUUUGGGAAGGGUUUCUGUGCUGCUGAAUGGCGACUUGUGUGCUGCAUCCUGCAGCGUCAGAGGGGGAGAGUCAGGAACCUGUGUUGGUGCUGGGAUAAGUCAGCUGGACCUCCUCCAAAGUGCCGUUUGUGGACAAGAAUUGUUUUUGUUUUGGUGUCACAUCUGUGUUGGGAUAGAACACCAAGGUUAACUCCUGCCCACAGCCAGAGCUGUUGAUGAUUUUGGGUUUUUUUUUAGGUGGAUUGGGUACAAAAUUGCUGUACUGUACCCCAAAUCCUACCCCUAAGGACACCCCACAGGUGCUUGUGCUGCCCUCAGCAGAGCCAGGGCUGCAGCUGAGGGGUGAGCAGGCACCCAAUUUCUCAGCACCAACAUUCCAGAACUGUCAGCUUAGAGGGUGCUGGGGAUUUCACAGCCUCGCUGUGACACUCGUGGCUCUGGCCUGGCUGAGUCUUUGCUCAGUCCUGGCUUUCUCUGUACCCCUGAUCCUGAGCCUUUUGGUUCCCAGGUUUUGCUUUCAGGUUUAACUCCACACCUGGAGCAUCUGGAGCGGCCCAGCUUUCCAAGGAUGGAAAAAGCUGGUGGGGGAACUGGUUUCCUAAGGGGCUUAAAGGAGUCCUGGUCACUGGAUUAAGAAGAAGCCCUCAGUUUAGGGAGCUUUCCUGUUUCCCACCGGGCACUUCGACUGCACCUGAGCUGCACUGAACCCACGGAGGAGCAGUGAGGUACAGCCCAGCCCCACGUGCUGGAAGGUUGGAGCGGCUGCUCUCCCCGAAGGAAUUCCAGAGGAUGUUUUGAAGCUCCUACACAGUCAGAGGAAUUUCUCUUCUGGAAGCCGAAAGGAGCUGAGCCCCUUCCCCUCUACCUGAAUAUCCCUGUGAGCAGCAGCAGCAGCAGCCCUGGCAUAGAGGCAAGUUCUCUGGGCAGCGUUUUCCUCUGAACUGCCCAUUGUAUUUUGGUUGAAACAACUUAAUUUGGGAAGUUCUGCUUUCGCCCUCAUCUCUGUGGUGCUGGGACCCGAGGCUGCUUCAGUUCAGCGCAGGAGCUGCGAGUCCAGAGGAGGCUGUUCUCCGGCCACACCUAUCUUCGGAAAAACAAAACAAAACAAAACAAACAAACCAAUCUGGCAAAGCAUUUGAGCUGCCCCGCCGAAGCCACUUUCAAACCCCGCAGCAAGGCUUUCUUUCCACCCCAAAGCUUAUUUUGCAACCCGCGGUCGGGCCACGCCAUGGCAACGUUUGUCAGCGAGAAGCUCAGCCGGCUCUUCAUUAACGUGAGGCAGGUCCCUCAGCUGCUGGGGCCCCUCUCUCCCUCCACCGUCAGCAGCUCCGAGGUGCCCAAGGUCUUCUGGAAGCCCUACAUCCACACCGGCUACCGGCCCGUCCAGCAGACCUGGCGCUACUACUUCUCCACCCUCUUCCAGCAGCACAACGAGGCCAUCAACGUCUGGACCCACCUGGUGGCAGCGCCGAUCCUGCUGCUGCGCUUCCAGCGGCUCUCGCAGCGCGUGGACUUCGGGCAGGACCUGCACGCCCAGCCCCUCCUCAUCAUCCUCGCGGCCUCCAUCACCUACCUGACGUUCAGCAGCCUCGCCCACCUCCUGCAGGCCAAGUCCGAGUUCUGGCACUACAGCUUCUUCUUCAUGGACUACGUGGGGGUUGCGGUUUACCAGUACGGCAGCGCCCUGGGGCACUACUACUACGCCAUCGAGCCGAGCUGGCACGAGAGGGUGCGGGGGUUUUACAUGCCGGCGGCCGCGCUCCUGGCCUGGCUGUCCUGCGCUGGCUCCUGCUACGCCAAGUACCGCUACCACCAGUCCGCCCGGCUGCUGGGCCGGCUGUGCCAGGAGCUGCCCUCGGGCCUGGCCUACCUGCUGGACAUCAGCCCCGUGGUCCAUCGCAUCUGCACCGCGCCGCCCUCGGCGCGCCCGGACCCGGCCCUGCUCUACCACAAGUGCCAGGUGCUGUUUUUCCUCGUCGGUGCCUUUUUCUUCUCGCAGCCUUACCCCGAGAAGUGGUUCCCAGGCAAGUGCCACUUCUUCGGGCAGAGCCAUCAGAUCUUCCACGUGUGCCUGGUGCUCUGCACGCUGGCGCAGAUCGAGGCCGUGGUGCUGGACUACGAGUCCAGGCGGCACAUUUAUUCGGCUCUCCAGGGCGACCUGGCACACAACUUCUCUGCCCUGUGCCUCUUCACUGUGACCUGCUCUGUCCUCACAGCUGCUUACAUGGCCCGGAAGGUGAAGAACAAGCUGGGCUUCAAGGAAGAGUAAAAGCCCUGAGAAAUAGUUCCAGCUUGCUCUUAAGAAUGGUGCGUGGGUUUAAUUCACCUCUGAAUAAAGGGUUGGGACAAAGUGUUUCGGUGCUGCAGCCCUGUGCCCCGGCAGUGGUGGGCUGGGGAAGGCUCCUGGAAGCUGCCAGGUCUCACAGCACGAGGUAAGGAGCUGCCCUCUGGCCCCCGUUAGAACCUAACCCAUGGAAACAGACCGAGGUGAGACUGUUUAAACCACAAAGAAGGGUGGCAAACUUAACUCAGCGUCAUUUCAGGCCUCUCCUGUGAGCUCAGGGAGCCGUUCAGAGCUGCCCGUGCAGUGGCAGGGCCGUGUCCCUCAGUGGCGAGAGCAGGACGGGCACAGCCUGUCCCUGGAAGUGCAGCGGGAGGAGAGGGUUGGAUGUGAUGGGACUGAGCCCCAGGGCCGGGACGGGAACCUCAAGGGCUGGAUCAGGCCCCGGGAACAGGGGAACACCCCCUGAACAGCACACAGGGGAAAAGCACAGGGGGGAAAAGACACGGUGAGAGGGCUGGGGCUGUGCACCAACAGCCGGGCUGGGGCGGGAGGGGCAGGGAAACGCAGCCCCGCGCUGUGUGUUGUGCUGCUCCGCUCCGGCGUGCGCAGCACCGCAGUUUCCAGGCCCUUCGUGCCGAGGAGCACCGGCCAGCCCCGCUCUGAUACCCGCGGGUCGAUCCCGGCCCGUGAGGGACCCGCUCCCCCGGCCCGGCUCUGCUGCCGUGAGGGGCCAUGGCGGUGCCGCCGCCUUAUAUAGGGGUGGGCGGGACCGGUUGCACUCGUGGCCCCGCCCCUCCGCUCCCAUUGGUCCGUCCGCUGCCGGCGGUGGCGCGCGGGGCCCGUUGGGCGGGAACCGGGACCGGGAACCGGCGGGAAUUGGGAUUUGGGAUUUGGGAUCCAGGGGGAUUUGGGAUCCACCGGGAUUUGGGAACCAGCGGGAUUUGGGAACCGGCGGG